GGAGUUUGGUGUUGACUUGGGUGUUGCCUCCAUCGCAGACUGGAGUGUUGAGAUUGACCGCGCCGUUACUCCCUGCCAUCAGCCCAUUUAUUCACCUCUCGUCUCGUCUAAACAGGCCGCCAUGGGAGUCGAAGGCUGCACCAAAUGUAUCAAAUACCUGCUCUUCUUCUUCAACUUCAUCUUCUGGCUGGCAGGAUGUGUGAUCCUGGGCGUGGCCUUGUGGCUGAGACACGACCCCCAGACCAGCAGCCUCCUGAAUACCAACUUUGAUGGAGCCCCGGCGCCCAGCACCUUCUACAUCAGCGUCCACAUCCUGAUCGCUGUGGGCGCGGUGAUGAUGGUGGUGGGCUUCCUCGGCUGCUACGGUGCCAUCCAGGAGUCUCAGUGUCUGCUGGGAACUUUCUUUGCCUGCCUCGUCAUCCUGUUUGCCUGCGAGGUGGCUGCUGGCAUCUGGGGCUUCAUGCACAAAGACACUGUGUCCAAGGAGAUGAUCAACUACUACGACUCCAUCUACGAUAAAGCCAUGGAGCAGAGUAUUGGUGAGACAGACAGGAAGAAGGCUGCUGCUUCCGUGCUGAAAAUCUUCCAUGAGACGCUGAGCUGCUGUGGCAAAGGUACGGGCACCUCCAUUUUCACCCACAUCACCGAUGCUCUGGGUGUCACCGACCUCUGUCCCAGCUCUGGAACAUCAGUUAACUGCCACAGUCGCAUCCGUGAGCUCUUCUCUGAUAAAAUCUACCUGAUUGGUAUUGCCGCCCUGGUGGUCGCUGUCAUCAUGAUAUUUGAGAUGAUCUUCAGCAUGGUUCUGUGCUGCGGCAUCCGCAACAGUCCAGUCUACUAGAACCACCCAGGAAGGACGAGCUCGCCCCCCACACCUGUCCUCACCCCCACUUUUCGUCUCUCUCCCUGCCGUCCGUCCGUGACAGGAAACUUAUUUAGCUUGCUGGAUUCCAUACGGCACGGGCCGUCCUCCGCCGAGCUCGUCCGGGUCCCUCCGUCGCCGCUGUUCUUGUGUGUUUUUUGUGGAUGCUGGAGCGAAGCUGGCACGUAGAUCCCAGCUCACACGCCUCGCUAUUGAUGGUUAUUGUUUAGUUUGCUGUAUAAAGUCUAUGUAAAUAUAAAUGUUAACAUACAGUGCUUUAUGACUGCUUGAGCAUGGAUAGCACUAGAUCCUUCCCGCCGCCUGUCCCCGCUCCACCAGGUGAUGGCGCUAACCCAGCUGCAACCAAAGCCCUCACGUGGUUUGUUAUGUCCAACUACUUGUUUUUUCUACAUGCUUGCAUUCUAUAUUGUAGAACAGCGUGUUUGACCGCCACGUUUGUGGACGCUAAGCAUCCUGCUGUCAAUCAAAAGGAGCAGCCUUAACGACCAAUCAGACGCUGAUAAUCAGACACUGAUGACAGGAUGAAAGUGUCUUGUUGCAUUUCCACUCCAGUACUACUAGAGGACCCCGUUGCCUUGCAUCCUCUCCUAUUCUUGUCUGGUACGUCCCCCAGGGGCGGGGGCCGGGCGGCAGGGGGAGCGAGCGUGCGGUGGAUGGAAACGUGCGCGCCAAGGAGCCGACGUCCUCUUUGCCGUGCCCUGAUUGGCUGCCAGCAUCCAACACCACCUCUUCUGAACCGCCCCCGACCCCCCUGCUCCUGGUGACUUGUUUGCCCAAAUAUAAAUAUAAAGGGAUUAAAUGUAUUUUACAAAAAUUCA
Messenger RNA from Dunckerocampus dactyliophorus (ringed pipefish), 1701 nucleotides. RefSeq names its product CD81 antigen-like. The record is from RefSeq and is a predicted model, not a curated record. Gene Ontology annotation, cellular component: membrane. The transcript is spliced from 8 exons. The coding region runs from base 122 to 841 and encodes 239 amino acids. Lineage: Eukaryota; Metazoa; Chordata; Actinopteri; Syngnathiformes; Syngnathidae.